Hevea brasiliensis (rubber tree) is the source of this 1901-nucleotide messenger RNA. Its product is annotated as thiamine biosynthetic bifunctional enzyme TH1, chloroplastic. The record is from RefSeq and is a predicted model, not a curated record. Gene Ontology annotation, molecular function: thiamine-phosphate diphosphorylase activity; hydroxymethylpyrimidine kinase activity; phosphomethylpyrimidine kinase activity. The coding region runs from base 26 to 1702 and encodes 558 amino acids. NCBI's taxonomy places the organism in Eukaryota, Viridiplantae, Streptophyta, Magnoliopsida, Malpighiales, Euphorbiaceae. The transcript has 10 exons. Gene Ontology annotation, cellular component: chloroplast. Gene Ontology annotation, biological process: thiamine biosynthetic process.
UCUGCUAUCUGCUAUCCUACUUUAGAUGGCAAGCUGUGGAAUACUCUUCAAUUCAUCCAUCUUCAACAAGGUAAAGAAAUUUUUGUUGUAUCAUAAACCUGUUGUUCUGAGAUCAAGAUUCUCGAAUUUGAUAGUUCAUCAAAGCCAAAAAAUCAGAACGUUCAUGGAAAUGGAAGGAAACGGUGCUUCAGUGUCAGAUGAUGCGUCGAAACCAAAGAUACCUCAUGUGUUGACUGUUGCCGGGUCUGAUUCGGGUGCUGGCGCUGGAAUACAAGCCGAUAUUAAGGCCUGUGCUGCGCGUGGAGUGUAUUGUUCCACUGUGAUCACUGCUGUUACUGCACAAAACACUGUUGGAGUUCAGGGUGUAAACAUUGUUCCUCAGGAUUUUGUUGCUGAGCAGUUGAAGUCUGUGCUUUCUGAUAUGCAAGUUGAUGUGGUGAAAACAGGCAUGCUACCUUCUAUUGAUAUAGUCAAGAUUCUUAAUCAGAGUCUUAGGAAGUUUCCUGUCAGAGCUUUGGUGGUGGAUCCUGUCAUGGUAUCUACAAGUGGAGAUGUGCUGGCUGGUCCCUCCAUUCUUUCUAGUUUUCGAGAGGAGCUCCUUCCCUUGGCUGACAUAGUAACUCCAAAUAUAAAAGAGGCAUCUGCUUUACUUGGUGGGAUGCCACUUGAAACAGUUGCUGACAUGUGCUCUGCUGCAAAACUUUUGCAUGCUAUAGGUCCCCGGAAUAUACUCGUCAAAGGUGGUGACCUCCCUGACUCUUUGGAUGCUGUUGAUAUUUUCUUUGAUGGCAAAGACUACCAUGAGUUGCGCUCACCUCGCAUAAAAACUCGCAACACCCAUGGUACUGGUUGCACAUUAGCAUCAUGUAUAGCAGCUGAGCUGGCUAAAGGUUCUUCAAUGCUUUCGGCUGUUAAGGUAGCUAAGCGCUAUGUUGAGACUGCCUUGGAGUACAGCAAAGACAUUUUCAUUGGAAAUGGGCGGCAAGGCCCCUUUGAUCACCUAUUAAGGCUUACGAAUAGUAUUCGCUCUGGUCGACAGCAGACAUUCAAUCCAAGUGACCUAUUUUUAUAUGCUGUUACAGACUCUCAGAUGAAUAAAAAGUGGGGACGAUCUAUGGUGGAUGCCAUUAAAGCAGCAAUAGAAGGAGGUGCUACCAUUGUUCAAUUGAGGGAGAAGGAUGCUGAAACAAGGGAGUUCUUGGACAUGGCAAAAGCAUGUCUUGAAAUUUGCCGUUCCCAUGGAGUUCCUCUAUUGAUAGAUGACCGAGUUGAUGUAGCCCUUGCAUGUGAUGCUGAUGGCGUACAUGUUGGUCAUUCUGAUAUGCCUGUUCGUAUUGCCCGCGCUCUUCUUGGCCCUGAAAAGAUAAUUGGUGUAUCAUGCAAAACACCUGAGCAAGCCCAGCAAGCAUGGAUUGAUGGUGCUGAUUACAUAGGUUGUGGUGGUGUAUAUCCAACAAAUACAAAAGCAAACAAUCCAACCCUUGGUUUGGAUGGGUUAAAAGCUGUUUGUAUAGCAUCUAAGUUACCAGUGGUUGCUAUUGGUGGCAUCAAUGCUUCAAAUGCAGGCUGUGUGAUGGAAACUGGAGUGUCAAAUCUGGAAGGCGUUGCAGUUGUUUCAGCUCUAUUUGACAAGGAAAGUGUUCUGGCUGAGACCAGGAAUCUGCAUGCAAUACUGAUGGAGGCAGCAUCCCAGGUGAAGUGAAACAUAUAUGUAGGCUAUUCUUUGCUGGUUAGUCCUUGCAGUUUUCAGUGUUAUACAACGAGUUCUGUGCAUUCGUGGUACAAUUUUAAGUGUUUAUUUCUUCAAAUUUUUUUUAUAUUGAGGCAGAUUUAGUGUCCAACAACUAAAUAACGAAAAAGAAUUCUUAUAAUCAAUCCUAACUAUUAGUAUUAAGACUUAA